Molecule: messenger RNA, 1407 nt
Organism: Tetrapisispora phaffii CBS 4417
Lineage: Eukaryota; Fungi; Ascomycota; Saccharomycetes; Saccharomycetales; Saccharomycetaceae
Exons: 1
Coding region: 1-1407 (468 amino acids)
Biological process (GO): protein homooligomerization
Source: RefSeq, a predicted model, not a curated record
AUGUUAGAAGAAGGUACUCAAGAUUUAUUACCUGUCGAUAAUAUUUACAAUAUUCAGAUAGGUACUCAGACGUUUAAAAUCAGUGGUUUAUCAUUAAAUUCUGAUGCUCCAUCAUUUUUCACAGAUUAUUUUAUAGGAAAAGCAGAUAAGGCAGACCAGGUGAUGUUUGUUGAUAGAUCUGCUAAUGUAUUUGAAAAAAUAUAUUUACAUUUACAAGGUUAUGCCAUAAGGGUGGAUAAUGAAAUGGAAUAUUCUUUAUUGUUUUCAGACGCCGUUUAUUAUCAUCUUCCUAAAUUAUUGAAUUUCCUAAUAGAGUCUGAUUCUUUUUUUACUAAUAUCAGCGGUGAAAGUUUUCGAAUUCCAAAGAAUUUAUUUUCAAGAAAAGGAGACUCACCAAAUUAUUUCCAUAUGACUAGUAUUGUUGACAAUAUAAAUUAUAAAAACUACUAUGAAAGAUCUGUAGCUGAGAGAAGACCACUGAUUAUUCCAGCCCAUUUCGUUAGUAGGUCCCCUGAAUAUUUUAAAGACCUGCUAUCCUUGUUAACUGGUGCAUCUAUAAAAAUGAAUGAUGAAAGAAGAGAGUCGUUAAUUAAAGAAUGUAGGUACUAUAUGUUAUUGAAUCUAGAGCAGCGUUUGAUUAAAUCCAAAAUAAUUUUUAAUCCGCUAACUAAUUGCGAGGAUAUAAUACUAAACUUAUCUGAUUUGAAGAAAAAUGGUGUUGAAUUGGAUGCAAUCCAAACGUCAAAAGUUAACAGUGAGUCAACAACACCAACUACUGAGAACGAACAUGACCGAUGUUCUGAUGAACGAUCUCUUAAGAGAGCUAGAUUAAAUAAAAAUGCUGAAACAGAAAAAUUAUGGCAUAUAAUCGAAUACAAGAGACCGUAUUUGGAUGACGAUAAAAGAUCUUUGAUUUUUCAAAUAAAUACAAGCGAGACAUCUAUUUAUAUAAACCUUGAUAAAAAGGUAAUUCAUUUGGUCAUGGUUGGAGAGACUAAGAAACAAUUCGAGCAAGUGUUCGGGCCAGCCUUGGAUAAAGCUGGUGUACCAUUGACUGAUUAUAAAAUGAGAGUUCCGUUUUCAAAAUUCAAAACUCCUGAAAUAUUAGCUUUACCAGCUUGCUUUACAAUGUGCAAACUGUUGGUUAAUGACUCGGACUGCCCAUGCAUUAGCACAUUAAUAACGGAUUUGGGUAAAAACCAAGAUAUACCCUGGGAUAAGAAAAGAGAGAGAAUCGUAGACCUCACUAAUAUGAAUGAACUAAGUUGUUCUAAUGGUUUAAGAGUAUCGUGUAAUAAAUCAUUAUGGAAACUUGGUGUUAAUAAGGAUAAACUAAUCGUGCUAGGUGUAAGAGCACAAGUAUAUUCCAAUAAUAAAGAGUUUUGUAAAUCGAUCGAUUUUCUAUAA